Messenger RNA from Rotaria socialis, 768 nucleotides. The record is from the annotation of a GenBank genome assembly. Lineage: Eukaryota; Metazoa; Rotifera; Eurotatoria; Philodinida; Philodinidae.
AUGAGUGCAGAACCUGAGAUAAGUGUAGCAGCAGCAAAUGCAGGUGAAUUAAAUCAACCCAAACCUCGUUGGAUGCCUUUAGAAGGCAAUCCUGAAGUCUUGAACAAAUAUCUACAAAAUUUAGGUGUCAAAAAUGAGAAUUAUGAAUUUGUUGAAAUAAUUGGCUUUGAUGAAGAACUACUUGCUUUUGUUCCACAACCUGUCGCUGCUGUACUUUUAAUUUUUCCAAUAACUGAACAACAUGAAAAAAAUCGUCGUAAAGAAUUUGACGAAGCUGCGAGUACACCGCCUGAUUAUUCUCAAGCUAUUUAUUUUUUAAGACAAAGUAUUGGUAAUGCUUGCGGAUCAAUUGCUGUUAUUCAUUCAAUUGCAAACAAUCUAGAAAAAUUUCAUCUUCAUGCACACAAACCAUUGGCUCAGUUUUUGGAAACGACAAAAUUAAUGACACCUGAGCAACGAGCUGAACAUUUAAAACAUGCACUGGAUAUGGCAACAGCUAAUGAUACAAUUGCAGAAGAAGGAGAAUCACGUGUCAUUGAUCGAGACGAACAUGUUAAUUUGCAUUUCGUAUGUUUUGUUAACGUUAAUAAUGAACUGUAUGAACUAGAUGGGCGACAUCCACAUCCAAUCAAACAUCCAGUUAAAAUACGAACUGGAGAUGCACUUGAUUUAUUACGUAGUACCAAAGAUGUUAUAUUGAAAUUAGUUGAAGAUGCUGGUGGAGAUAUACGUUUUUCAAUGUUGGCUUUGACAAAAAUGGCAGAUUAA